GAGGGAGAAGGAGAAGAGAGUGAGGGACAGAGGGAAUAGUUUCCAUCAGCCACGGAGCUCAACGCAGGGCCACCUCCACUCAGAGCGAACCACGCCCCGGGGGACAGGGGAGACCGUGACCCCCCACUCCCCCUAAAAGUGCCCAAAGUGCGGUUAUGGAAGGGGGAAUGGACUGUGAAGAGGAGUUUUAGUCAGGUUACACAUUGACGACAUGAAGUUUGGGAAGAGCAUCUGCGUGCUCAACGUAGGGGGAACCCGGUACGCCUUCACCCGUGAGGUGAUCAGGGAUUUCCCUCUCCGGCGCGUCAGUCGCCUGCAUGCCUGCGCAACCGAGAAAGAAGUCCUUGAACUGUGCGACGACUACGACCGGGACCGGAAUGAGUUUUUCUUCGACCGCCACGCGCAGGCUUUCGUGUUCAUCAUGCUGUACGUGCGCUCCGGUAAACUCCGCUUUGUCCCCGGAGUGUGUGAGCUCUCCUUCUACACAGAGAUGCUCUACUGGGGGCUGGAGAGCGCGCACUUGGACUCCUGCUGCCAGAAACGUCUGGAUGACAGGAUGUCCGAGAUCGGACUUGACAGUAUGUCUGAGGGGGACCUCAGAGUGUCGGGGGAUGAGUCUCAGAGCCCGGGCGAGUCGGUGCAGCGGAUUGCGCUCACUGGUCGCGCUAGAUGGCUUGAGAAGAUGCGCAAGGCAUUCGAGGAGCCCAACUCUUCGCUUGCGGCGCAGCUGUUGGCUUCAGUGUCCGUGAUCUUUGUAAUCGUUUCUAUGAUAAUGCUGUGUGCUAGCACCCUGCCGGACUGGGAUACAGCCAAGAGAAAUACUGUGGAGGAGCACAGGAUAGUAGAGGCAGUGUGUAUUGGUUGGUUUACAGCAGAGUGCAUAGUGCGCUUUCUGGUGGCCAGAGACAAGUGGGACUUCCUCCGCCGGCCACUGAACAUCAUCGAUGUGAUUGCCAUCACCCCCUACUAUGUCACCAUGGCAAUGGCCCGUGCAGGGAUGCCGAUGGCUGGGCUCGGGGUUGCUGGAGUGAUACUGCGGGUGCUUAGGAUGAUGCGAGUGUUCUGGCUCAUGAAGCUGGCCAGACACUUCCUGGGCCUGCAGACACUUGGGCUGACACUCACGCGCUGCUACCGGGAGAUGGUCAUGCUGAUGGUGUUUGUCUGCGUCGCCAUGGCGAUAUACAGCGCUCUGGCCCAGCUUCUGGAGCAUGGCUUGGACUUGGGCACGCAGAACCACGAUUACGCCAGCAUCCCGGCGGCCGCCUGGUGGGUCAUCAUCUCCAUGACGACGGUGGGGUACGGGGACGUGUACCCUGUGACAGUUGGAGGACGGGUGCUCGGGGGAAUGUGUGUAGUGAGUGGCAUUGUCCUCCUGGCACUGCCCAUCACAUUCAUCUACCAUAGCUUUGUGCAGUGCUACCAUGAACUCAAACUCCGCUCUGCCAGAUAUGCACGCAGCCUGUCAGCGGAGAUACUGCGAUAAACACACAUUCUCAUCAGACAUCCAUGGCCCUGCCUACACCAGACAGAAACUCAAAAAAACAGUGAAUCUGCUGAUCCCAUAGUGAUAUAAUUGAUCAGCUCUGUGCCCUGCCCUCUUUCUUGCCUGAGCCACACCUGAUUUUAUUUGGCUCGUCUAGUUCCUGCUUGUUGUGUUGAUGAUCUCCAGUGAUCAUCUUCAGCCAGCAUGCUCUGCACCUGUCUCCUUAACAACACAGUUUGCACAGAAGAAUAGGAACACACACAAAUAAUUAUUUAUUAAACACACACAGGCACAUUCAAUCCAGUUUUGACACUGGCUGCUGUUUACACUGUAUUCCCAUGGUGACAACAUUGGCAGAGAUGGCUGCUUUUUUUUUUGUACGCUGCUAGUGCUGUGUGUGUGUGUGUGUGUGUGUGUGUGUGUGUGGUGUGUGUGUGUGUGUGUGUGUGUGUGUGUGUGUUUGUCUUGCCAUCAGCCAUUCACUUUGUCUAAGCCUUGCACCCAGAUGGUACAAAUUACACAAGAUUGAUGUGUGACCUAGAUGCAUUCUGUUAAACCUGGGGAAUAUAGUGAAGGAGUGAACAAGUGAGUGGGGAUGGAGAAGGGGUGUACAGGGGGCUUAGUGUGUAGGAGUGGCUUAAGCCAGGGAUAAUGAAAUAUGGAGACAGGUCAGCAAGGACUAAUGAGGUGGCAGACAAAUACUGAGGUGUCAGAUAUGACAGGCCAGAUUGAGUGUGAAAUGCAGCAUAAAAGAUUGUGGGACAAAAAUGACAGGAAUGACAGAAUGUGGAGCAAGCCUGAGCGUCAAGAAUGAAUAGCUGGAGUGUGUGUGUAUUGCUUCUCCAUUGUGAGCGAAUGUAAGGCAUUUUGUAUUUCUGUGUCUCCAAGGCAACCUCAUCCUCCAACAUGUCAAUCAUGAUGGCGGUUGAUUUGUUUCUGCACACAAGCAGGCCACAUCCAUGCACCCCUUCUGGCUUGGCAUGUAGCAUUUUUUGUCCCGCGAUUGUGGGGAAUUAAAUAUCACAAAUUCCUAGAAAAAAAAAAAACACACACACACACAAAGGAGAGCAGAGGCUGCCACAGAUUAUGGUUCUGAUAUUCAUGAUUCAGACAUGUUUGCACUGUCCUUGCGUUUGCAAAGAUGAUAUGAUUUGUUGAGGAGACACAUGAUCCAAACAGACAAGUCGACACUUCUCCCACUCAACAGUCUUUCUCUGCAUCUCCUCUCCUCUUCCUCCUGUUGCCAUCAAACGUCCUCUUUUUACGCACACACACAUGCACACAGACAUAUCAAAAUCCUGCUCUUUUGUUGCAAAGGAAAUUAAACAAUUAAUGAAUCUGA
Molecule: messenger RNA, 2825 nt
Organism: Seriola aureovittata
Lineage: Eukaryota; Metazoa; Chordata; Actinopteri; Carangiformes; Carangidae
Gene: kcng3
Product: potassium voltage-gated channel, subfamily G, member 3
Exons: 2
Coding region: 212-1483 (423 amino acids)
Biological process (GO): protein homooligomerization; potassium ion transmembrane transport
Cellular component (GO): membrane; voltage-gated potassium channel complex
Molecular function (GO): delayed rectifier potassium channel activity; protein binding
Source: RefSeq, a predicted model, not a curated record